AACCCACUUGGGUAUGUAAAUGUUUGAGAUAUUUAGUAGAAUUUCAAUUUAAAUUCCCACAAAACCCCUCCUUUCUUCCUUUUUAUCCCCCUCCGCUCCUACCCAACCCUUCUCAUUUUCUCUCUCUUUUUUUCUCUCUUUCUCAAUAUCGCAUAUCUUCAGUAACCGCGUAUCUCUCUCUUCCUUCUAACCCUAACCCUAGCCUCCAGAUAUGAAGGGUGGAAAAUCCAAGGCGAAAACCGAUACCAAGCUCUCCGUGAAAAAGGGAGCUGCUGCCAAGAAGGGGAAGCCGGCAAAGGAUCCUAACAAGCCAAAGAGGCCUCCAAGUGCCUUCUUCGUUUUCAUGGAGGAGUUCAGAGUCACAUACAAACAGAAGCACCCUAACAACAAAUCUGUUGCUGCUGUUGGGAAAGCUGGUGGUGAGAAGUGGAAGUCGUUGUCUGAUGCUGAAAAGGCUCCUUACAUUCAAAAAGCUGAGAAAAGGAAGGCUGAUUAUGAGAAGAGCAUGAACACCUACAACAAGAAAUUGGCUGAAGGUAAUAAAGAUGAGGAAGAAGAGGAAUCAGACAAGUCAAGGUCUGAAGUGAAUGAUGAAGAUGAUGAGGAUGGCAGUGGAGAGGAGGACGAGGAUGAUGAUUAAGCGACCUGAUCCCAGAUGUAGAUGGUGUGGGAGCUCCUCAUUGAAAUUGAAGUAAAAAAAAUGGUGGUAGUUCUCAGUAUAAGGAACCAUUGGAAAAAAAGAAAUGUUUCUGUGUAUCUUAAGUUUAACUGUCACUUGAACUUAGCUUUUCCUCUGCCUUGUAGAGCCAGUAGUGAUUUUUAUUUUGGUUCUUAGUUUGAACAUGAUUAAUAUCUGGGUUAGUUGAAUGGUUAUCCUAAUACACUAGUUUCUUUUUUAUGUGCCCA
Molecule: messenger RNA, 906 nt
Organism: Amaranthus tricolor (Joseph's coat)
Lineage: Eukaryota; Viridiplantae; Streptophyta; Magnoliopsida; Caryophyllales; Amaranthaceae
Product: HMG1/2-like protein
Exons: 8
Coding region: 212-640 (142 amino acids)
Source: RefSeq, a predicted model, not a curated record